AGGUAGAAGAAAAUUAUUAUAUGGUGAACAUCUCUUAAUAUUGUGAUCAGUCUGUGUUUCGGUUUGUGAUAUUUAUUUAAUGCAGUUACUUAGUCUAGCACAACAAAGCCAUAAAUAAUGUAUUAUUUUAUUUUAAUUUUUUGCCAUGUUGCUUUCGUUUUCGCCCAAUAUGAAGUGCCAGAAGCUACAGUGGAAGCAUAUCACCCUAAGGGAUUUUCAGUAUCAAUUCCAGAUGAAGAUGGAAUCAAACUGUUCGCUUUUCAUGGUAGGAUUAAUCAGGAAAUGGACGGCAGAGAAGCAGGAUUUUUUUCGAAAGAUAUCCUUCGACCUGUUAAUGGUAUGUGGACAUUUAGUGACAGAUCAACAAGGUUAAGAGUGGGCGAUAAGAUAUAUUAUUGGACAUAUGUGGAAUUAUUUGACGGAUAUGAAAAAAGAGGUUAUCCUAAAGACGACCAAGUGUUUACAGUUACAAACUUGAUUAAAAAACCACCAGGUAAAGAUAAAAACAAAGACACCGGCGAAAGCAGACCUAGUGUCAUCACUGAACCUACGACAACAACGACUACAACGACUACAACGACAACUACUACAACACCCAGUCCAACACCAGGUUCUACUGGCAAUAUUUGCGAUCCAACUAUAACUGUUAUUAAUAAUGGACAAAAUACAUGCAAAGGAAAACUUAUAUUUUCUGAAUCAUUUAAUACAAAAAUUAAAAGCACCUCUUGGACUUUCGAAAAUAAAUUUGCUGGACUGCCAGAUUACGAAUUCGUAUUAUACACUCCCAGAUCCGAUAUAGCCUUUAUACAAGACAAAGCCUUAGUUAUUAAACCAGCAUUGAUGGACAAUAUUUAUGGGCCCAAUUUUGUUGAAGAGCCCCUAGACUUAGGAGCCGGUUGUACUGGAGUAUUAGGUACCCUAGAUUGUCAUGUAAGACCCGAUGCUGGAUUUAUUCUACCACCAGUAGUUUCGGCUAAGAUAACAACAAAAGGGAAAUUUUCGUUUAAGUAUGGGAAAAUUGAGAUCAGGGCUAAAUUACCCAAAGGAGAUUGGUUAUAUCCAAUAUUAACUCUAAAUCCCGUGAAAGACGAAUACGGUCCUGGAUAUGACUCUGGUCAAAUCACAAUAGCUUUUAGUCCAGGAAACGCUGUCUUAAGUCACGACGUAUAUGGUGGAAUAGUCAUAAGUGGUUCUCCUGUUGGUAGAAAGUAUGGACUCAAAUCUGUAUCCAGAAGUUCUUCAUGGUAUAGUUCGUAUUUCAGAUAUGCAGUCACCUGGAAUGAAGAUGGCAUAAGUUUAUCGGUUAAUGACAGGAUAUAUGGAACAAUCUUUCCUCCAUCCGGUGGAUUCAUAACUUUAGCAAAGGCUUUAAAUAUCAAGAAUGCUGAUCGAUGGAAGACAGGAUCGUUAUUUGCUCCUUUCGAUAAAGAAAUGUUUAUAUCAGUCGGUGUUGGAGCAGGUGGAUUAAAUUUUGAAGAUAGAAUCGACGGAUCUAAACCAUGGAAAAACUAUGAACGUUUAAGUUUCAAGAAAUUUUAUCAGGCACAACAAAACUGGAGUAGUACAUGGGAUGAAGACAGUCGACUAUCCGUUACAUCUAUUAAAGUAUGGGCAUUAUAAUCGGUUAACUUUGGAAACAAAAAUUGGAAAAAAUUUGAUGCUUGAGGAAAAAAAUUGUUUUCCUAUAUUUUUUUUAGCCUAUAAAAAAAGAUGGUUUUCAUAAGCAAUUUAUUUGCAAUUAGUAAAUUGUCAUGCUUAUAUGCUUUUAUGAUAUAUACAAUGCUAUAAAAGAAGAAAAUUAAUAGUUGUAUAAUGAAAUUAUUAGUCAUCUAUAAAGAGAUCGUAUUAUAUAAAAUAUAAUAGGUUUUGUGAUAAUACAAAAAAAGCAAAUAAAUCCUGUUUU
Diabrotica balteata is the source of this 1903-nucleotide messenger RNA. NCBI's taxonomy places the organism in Eukaryota, Metazoa, Arthropoda, Insecta, Coleoptera, Chrysomelidae. The record is from the annotation of a GenBank genome assembly.